CACUUUAGGCCAAUCCGUCCUCUCCCUCUCUCUCCCUCUCUCUGUGUCUCUCUCCUACUCUGAGACAGAGUCAGAACUCUUCUCCCUGACAGCCACUAACAUCUACAGCACUUAUUGCAUUCAGAGAGGGAACCUGCAAACAAAACUUCACAGAAAACUUUUGGUUCUUGUUCCAGAGAAUUUGCUGAAGAGAAAGAAAAACAAACAAACAAACAAACAACACAAACCAGCCCCCAAAAAAACUGUGCGUGAAGGGGGAGGAAAAGCAGGGCCUUUUAAAAAGGGAAUCACAACAACUUUUGCUGCCAGGAUGCCUUUGCUUUGGAAGAGAGGAUUUCUGUUGGUGAUUUGCUGGAUUAUAGUGAGGAGUUCCCCAACCCCAGGAUCCGAGGGGCACAGUUCAGUCACUGACUGUCCAUCAUGUGCCCUCACCACGCUCUCGAAGGAUGUGCCCAGCUCACAGCCUGAGAUGGUGGAAGCAGUAAAGAAGCACAUACUGAACAUGUUGCACUUGAGGGACAGACCUAACAUCACCCAGCCUGUGCCCAAGGCAGCACUUUUAAAUGCCAUCAAGAAACUCCAUGUGGGAAAGGUGGGAGACGAUGGCUAUGUGGAAAUAGAGGAUGAUGUUGGAAGAAGAGCAGAAAUGAAUGAAGUUGUGGAGCAAACCUCAGAAAUCAUCACUUUUGCAGAAUCAGGAACACCCAAGAAAACGUUGCACUUUGAGAUUUCCAAGGAAGGCAGCGAAUUAUCGGUGGUUGAGCAUGCUGAAGUGUGGCUCUUCUUGAAGGUCUCCAAGGCCAACCGGAGCAGGACAAAAGUCACCAUCCGCCUGUUUCAACAGCAGCGGCAGCCGAAGGGCAACUCUGAAGGAGCGGAAGAUAUGGAGGAUGGGGGGCUAAAAGGUGAAAGGAGUGAAACUCUGAUUUCAGAAAAAGCAGUAGACACUCGAAAGAGCACGUGGCACAUCUUUCCUGUCUCCAGCAGUGUCCAGCGACUCCUGGACCAAGGCAAGAGCUCCUUGGAUGUGCGGAUUGCCUGUGACUUGUGCCAAGAGACCGGGGCCAGCCUGGUGUUACUAGGCAAGAAAAAGAAAAAGGAAGAUGACGGGGAAGGGAAAGAGAAGGAUGCUGGAGAACUCACAGGAGAAGAAGAGAAGGAGCAAUCGCAUAGGCCCUUCCUAAUGAUGCUUGCCCGGCACUCAGAGGACCGCCAGCACAGGCGGCGGAGGCGAGGCCUGGAGUGUGAUGGCAAAGUUAACAUCUGCUGCAAGAAGCAGUUCUUUGUCAGCUUCAAGGACAUAGGAUGGAGUGACUGGAUCAUUGCACCUACAGGUUAUCACGCUAACUACUGUGAAGGAGAGUGCCCCAGCCAUAUAGCAGGCACAUCUGGUUCAUCAUUAUCUUUCCACUCCACUGUAAUCAACCAUUACCGCAUGCGGGGCCACAGCCCCUUUGCCAACCUCAAGUCGUGUUGUGUGCCCACCAAACUGCGGCCCAUGUCCAUGCUGUACUACGACGACGGCCAGAACAUCAUCAAGAAAGAUAUACAGAACAUGAUUGUGGAGGAGUGUGGCUGUUCAUAGGCACGUGUGUGCACAAGACCCUUCUCUUUAUGUUGAGAAGAAAGUGUUUUAAAAGCCCAAGAAGAGAAAAAACCUGGCAUGAUUUAUAACUCUUUUGAAUGAAACAAUCAUCUGAAAUACAAAACAAAAAGAAAAAAAAAAAAAAAAAGAAAAAAAGAAAAGGAAAAGAAAAUUAAAGGAAAAAAAAGAGGGAAAAGUUUUUUUUUUUAAAAAAAAGACUUAUGGAGGAGAGAAAAGGAGUACAGCUAUUAAGAGGAAGAAAGCUUCGUGAACCCAGGCUUGAAUGAGCUGCGUUUGAAUGGCGGUAUGGGUUGGGGAGUUUCUCCUUCCUUUCAGUACGCUCCUUAUCUUAUUAGACAGUAUAUUAAGCAUUAGUUAUUACUAGAGGAGAUGCGUUCCCUCUUCUGGUUACCCAUCAGUUCGAGCCUUGGUAGCAGCUCACGUAACCUGCAGCAGUUUGGACUGAGUCCAAAACGUCAUUGAAAUUCCUUGAAAAGCCAUGUGUAUGAACACUGCAUUCACUGGCACUUUCCUCCCAAAUUUACCGAGGAACUGAGUAGGUGUGUGGUGUUUGUGUGGAUAUGUAUGUGUCUACGUAUUUCUGUACGUAUCGCUAUGCAUACAGACACUACACACUUACGCGCAUUUACUUUGAUAAAGGGACAAAAUUGUGCAGGUGUACACACCUCCAUCUUCUGCACUACAUUUGCAAAAAAGAAAAGAGAGAAAAAAGAAAAAAAAAGAGAAAAGAAAAAUGAAGAAAAAAGAUUUAAAAAGAACGAAUGAAAGAAUAAAAGUUACAUUCUGUAAAGGUGCUUACAAUGUUAGAACUAUGCAACCUAGUUGGUUUGAAACUGUUUACCUGCAAGAGAAAGAAAAAAAAAACAAAACAAAAAAACAAAAAAAAAAAAAAACAGAAAAACUUUUUUAUAAAUGGAAGUAACUUGUUUAAAAAAAAAAAAAAACAAACAUUCUUCAGUGAGAGAUACUUGAAAGGAAUAUGUUUGUCCAGUUACUGGAGCCAAACAUUUCUAUAUUUUGUAAAAAAAAUUUUUAAUCGUUUACUAUUUGCACUACAAUGGUGUCUGACCUGUCUAAUCCUUAUUUAACAAACAUUUGCAAGGGAGGGUGGUUGGGUGUGGGAGGGGUUGAGAGCUGCACUUAUUGUGAGCUAUACAAGAACUGCUACAGCACACAAAAUAGCUAUUUUUAUUAUUAUAAUUAUUAUUAUUAUUUUGUACCUUAAAGCGAAUAGACAUAUACACCAAAGACAUUCGUGCGAGCCUCUAAAAAGUCUAUUUGUGGUUGCUACCAUUCACCUGUAAUAAGUUACAGUUUGAAUUAGGGGUCAGUUGGUUGAUUCCAUUCAGGGCAGUACAUCUGCUAACCAGUUAAAUUAAAAUUCUACCCUAACCAGGAAAUUGCAAUUUGGAGUAAGCUCAGAAAAGCGCCCUGGAUGCAAGGCGCUUGGAUCCACAGUCCGUCUAAGCCUAAUUAUACUUGUUCUGCAUGUACAACACUUAGACUUAUCCCUGAUGCACAGAAACUGCAUCACUGGGAAACAAUUUUAUACAAGGGAUAUGCAUAUAUAUAUGUAUAUAUUUCUAUAUGUAUAUAUGUGUGCAUACACAAGGUAUAAGCACUUCUGGCUUCACUUUAGCGUUCUUAAAGCAAUGAAUGUUUGUGUGCAAAGCACAGUACAGUACAAACUUGUUUGUUUGUUACUAGCAAGCAGGAGGGAGCACAUUCAGAAUGGCAUUUGUGUGAGAGGAACCUCAAUCGGUGGUGUACGCUAGGAAAGUAUCGAUGCAAAACUGCAAGCAGCUUUGGGCCCUGCCCACCUUCGCCCCUGCAAAUACAAAAAAAAAGAGUGGCAGUUGUGGUCGGAUUUCUGCUUGAAAUGCAGCCUUCAGCAAAAGGCUGGCAGUCUCAACCACCACCCUCUAGCACGACAACUCUUACUGCGUUACCUGUAAAAUGUAAUUUAAUUUUCAGUAUCAGCACCUAACCUGAAGGGUCCAACCCGUAGGGCAUAGGUAGAUAAGUUUUAAAAAAAAAUUCUAUUGCUGUCGUAUUUAAAAGAAUGUUAAAGUUAUAACUCGUGUCUUUGAGUAGGGGAGAUGAGAAGAGGGAACGGGAGAAACCUUUCGGCCCUGUUUACACUGAAUUUGAUAACCCUGAGCCUGAACUUUUGGACUCUCACAGGUUUGCAGGACCAAGCCCCUGUUCACUGCCUUCUGAUAGGAUGAGCUUUCAAAGGCCUCCCAGCAAAAGCAGCUCUAACACGGCUCCCCUCAUUGCUGAGAGCACAGUUUGUAAAAACAUUUAAAAAAAAAGAAAAAAAAAAAAAAAGGAAAAAGGAAAAGAUAGCACAAUUUAACCCGGUCACAUUGGCUAGGGAUAGUGUGUUAGCACCUUCACGGAGGGACCCAUGUCUAAGCAGUGUAAUCAGGGCCUUCAUUUGUCGUCAGCCAAAACUGCUUGUGUGCGUGUGGUGUGGGUGCACUCCAUGUCUGUGUGUGUGUCAGUGUGUGGGUGCGUGUCCCUGUUUGUACCUAGUGAUAGAAACCUUAAAAUGAGGGGAAAAAAUGAAAAAAAAAAAGAAAAAAUCGAAAGAAAAAAAAAAGAAAAAAAAAAGAAGCCCUUUCCUCAGUUGAAUAGAUAUCAACAUACAUGCUUAUAGCUAAGUUUUCUAUCUAAUUUAUUCCACAGUAUUUAGAUUGCAUAGUUCAGCUAAUCGAUUAUACAUGUAUGUACUUUUUAUACAGUGCAUUUUUACAGACCUAUUCGCAGUUUGCAAAAAAAAAAAACAACAAAAAAAAAGAACAAAAAAAAAGAACAAAAAAAAAAAAACUUCCAAAAAAUGGUAACGAUUGGGUAAACACUAAAUUUGUCACUAAAUUAUUCUGUAAAAUAUCAAGGCUUUCUGAUUUAAAUUAUUUUCAGAAGGUGUAUUUUUGUCUGGUUUGGUUCGGUUCGGCUAGUUGUUUGUUUUGAGGAGUUCUCUUCCUGAGGGGAGUAGGAAAAAAACAAUAAUAAUAAUGCACAACUAAUUUAUCUUCAUAACUUAAAACCAAGUUCCUGACUGUUUCAUUUUAAGUAGCAGAAUGGCUGUUUUGUUUUGUAGAAGGAGAGCUAGGCUCUGGAAUAGCAGGAGCAGGGACAUAGCCUGUGACAUCUGAGGAGAGCACCUUUCAUUUCCCUGAGCUUUGGACCAGGACUUAAAAUUAGGUGCAGAUCAUCUCUCCACACUCCCUAAUGUCAACAGGCUCACUGACAUCUCCUUGCAAGAGCAGUGACACUGCUUAUAUGAGUAAAGGUUAGCCAGGCUGAACCACAGAUUCCUUGUACUGUAAACAGUGUGAAGGGAGAGAAUGGAUUUUGAAUGAGUGGUACCAUAUCCAACACCAUUUAAUUCAACUGACUGUUAAAACUAUGCUGCUUGCAUCAUGGGUUGUUCUCUGUAUGUAGUGGCGAGGGAAGCAGGUGAGAUGGCUCAUGUUGGCAAAAAUUAUUCUCAAGUGUGAUUAGUUAGAGAGCAUUGGAGUUCUGAAAUCCCAGCACCUUCCCCAAAGGACUAUGACAAAACUCCCAUUGGCUGCAAAUAAAGUAAGUUGAGGCUCACUGUCUCCUUGUCCAAAGCUGGCAGAGCCUUUAAAAUGAAGUCUGAGUUUGAUAACUUCUGUAUGGUGCUCUAGGGCUGGCCCUGGAAUGCACAAAACUAGCUUGAGACAAUUUCCAUGUGAGAAAAGAAAGGAGGAUUUUACAUGUGGUGAGUGUAUUUCGUAAUAGGUGCACCAAAAUCAGAAGAAGCUUUUGCAAAGCAAAAAGUAACUAUUCCUAAACCCAGCUUUUUAGCUUUCAUGUGUGUAUCUUAUUCACAAAUUGAAAAGGUUUCUCCCUCCAAUCUCAGUCAUGGAGUUUUGAUUUGUGAGCAAAGUUAUUUAAAGCAGAGGAGAGUGAAAAACUAUAUGGUAAAAUAAGAAAUUGUGGUGUUAGUCAAGACAGACUGAUUCCAGCAAAACACCCUACUCCUGAUAACUUGGUUUAAUUACAUCUGCAUGUACUUAGAAACGUGAUUAGAAAUUGUUGCCAUAUUUAAACAGUUUUCCAGGGGGAUGCGGUCUCAAAAAUUACUUCUCCUUUCAGGUACUACUAUAGGAAAAAAAGAAAAAAAGGCUUUUAACUACUAACACAUUCCUUUCUGUAUAACCCGUUUCCUGUUUAUACUGAAAAUGUAUUUGCAGCAUAUAUUUGAUCACAGAAUGUACUUGCUGAGUACCUCCGCAAUCUUCCUGCUCCAGGGCUGACAUUUGGUGGUCUUUCCCCCUCUCCAUGUCAGAUGCUCACUGUAUCACACAGGCCAACAAAACUGGCAGAAUUACACAUUAAGGUGUUUCUUUGGGAGGGAUGAAUGUAUUUGUAUUCUCGGGGUUUAGCAAAAGGAAAUGUUUACAGAAGCUUGUGAUUAUUCUGCACUUACAUGUCACAGCAGAAUACAGAUCUAGGGCCCAAAACUGCAGAACUGAUUGAAAUGGGAGUUUUGUCAUUGAUUUUAAUGGAAAUAGUCCCCUAGCCCACCACUGCAAACUAGGACUCUGUUACAAAUACCUACUUCUUUGUCUUUAGUUAAGGUUCAAGCCAUCAGGUUCGUUUAACUGUGACACCACAAGGCCACACGGAGGCUAGCAGCAAUAUCUCUGAGUUGGAGAAAUUCAGGCACCUGUAAUGUCUGUGUGCAAAAGGAGAAUUUUUAUGGACUAUCGUUACUUAUGUGGAAUAGUGCCUUACUCUGUAAGUAAUGCUGUUGAUUUCAGAGUGUCUCCUGCCCUAGAAAGUCACCGUCAGCAUGAAUACCAUGAGAGAAAUCUAUUUCUGGAAUGUAGGUAGAAGAGAUGUGACUGAAAUUAGUGAUUUCCUUAAGUUAAGCCUCGUGUCAAUACCAUGCAUCAGUAUAAGGAUCAGAUGCUGAUCACGUUCCCGACACUGAAUGAACUUGACUCCCAACCUACUCUCACUGCCUUACACAUGGAGCAAAAAAGUUUUCAGUUUGAGUAACGAAAAUCACAAUUUGACCUUUGGUGAACAAUUACAAACGACAUUUUCGUGGGCAGAAACAAGCAACACUUCUGGGUUAUAUAGCUAUUUAUUUUUUGAGAUACGGUGAAUCGGUGUUAAUUAUCAAUGGGUUUCUUUGUAUUUAAAUACUUUCAAAAGCAGUACAUUGACGAUGGGUUGAAGAUAUAUAUAUGUAUGUAUGUAUGUAUACAUAUAAUAUAUAUAUAUAUCUACAAUAUAUAUAUACACACACAACCAUAUAUAUGUAUAUACAUAUAUAUAUAUAUAAAUUAUGAAAGCCAAGAUAUUAUGAAGCCUAUUUUGUUUUUAUCAUUUUGUGUUUUGUUGUUGAUAUUAUUAUUAUUAUUGUUAUUAUUAUUAUUUUGCAUACUACAUGCAGUGCUUUAACCAAUGUCUGUUUGGCUAAUGUAAUUAAAGUUGUUAAUUUAUAUGAGUACAUUUCAACUAUGUCAAUGGUUUCUUAAUAUUUAUUGUGUAGAAGGACUGGUAUUUUUUUUUAUUUACAUUAUGUUUAAAGAGGUAACAGUUUGAUAUGUUCUCAUUUGUUUAUAUUAGAAGUUAUUUAUUUUCACGGCAUUCCGUCUGGUAUUUUGAUAUUUGGAAGGCAUGCUACCUAUACUUUGUACAGUUAGUGGGCAGUAUUCAGCAGCUCCCGGUAGAUCUUUAGGCCCUACGUUAAAUAAAAGACCUGUUUGGGAAUUUUUAUUUUAGAUCUUUCUUAUUGGUUUGCCAGGAGCACUCAGUGCACUUACUGCCAGAUACCCUGCCUGCGUGACCAAUUUAUUCCUGCUGUAUUUACCCAGGACAGAGGACCAAAACCACCUCUGGUGUAAGUCCGGUGACUUCAGUGAAGUUACAACAGAGAUGUCUUUGGCUCACCGAGAAACCGCUUGUGCAGAUCAAUGCAAAGAAAGGACAGAGAGAAAGUGAGAAAGAAAGAAGGAAAGAAAGAGUCUUUGCAUUUGGAAUGGGAUUUCAACGUAUUAAAAAUGUUUGGGUCAGCUACUAUUUUACUUGGUUCUUUUUGUUAUUUUGCUCUUUCUUAUACAAUGACAGCAACAACACAAGUGAAAUAAAUAAAGGGAGUUUCACCAA
Centrocercus urophasianus (Greater sage-grouse) is the source of this 7759-nucleotide messenger RNA. It is a transcript of the gene INHBA, whose product is annotated as inhibin subunit beta A. The record is from RefSeq and is a predicted model, not a curated record. The transcript is spliced from 2 exons. Gene Ontology annotation, cellular component: extracellular region. Gene Ontology annotation, molecular function: growth factor activity; cytokine activity; hormone activity. Gene Ontology annotation, biological process: BMP signaling pathway; SMAD protein signal transduction. Lineage: Eukaryota; Metazoa; Chordata; Aves; Galliformes; Phasianidae. Bases 311 to 1585 code for a protein of 424 amino acids.